UGCACUCGAGACUGUCUCAAAAGAACGCGUUUUUCUCCACGUCUGUAAAGAAAAAGAAUUUCUUCACAAGCCGGACAUUUGGGUAGAACAUACUCGCAGGUUACCGGAAUUACAAACCCAUAAUUAUGAGUCUCAAGAAAGUUUUCUGCCUGCUUCUGUUCGUCGCAGGCGCAGCGGCAAUCGAGUGCCCCGCUGGCUACGAGGUCGUUGGGUCCAAGUGCAUCCACCGCCAUCCUGGUGGUAACCUCACGCACGACGACGCGGUGGCUUACUGCCACCAGAACUUCGGCAGGCUGCCCGUGCUGCACGACUGCGCUUCCUUCACUGAUGUUGCCACUUAUGUCGACGAUGGAUUCUCAGCGGACGCCAUCAACGGCUACUGGCUGGGCGCCACCAACUCGUCGGCUACCGGCGUCUGGCAGUGGAACGACGGCACCGCCGUGCAGAUGGGCGCUCCGUACUGGGCUUCGAACGCGCCAGCUGAUGGGAGGACACAGCCCGACAAUUAUGCAACUGGAACGGGUGAAGAUUGCGCAUUGAUUCAACCCGCUAGGGGCUGGCUAUUUAAUGAAGUAUCUUGCACACUUCCAGACCGGGAUAUUUACCCAGUGUGUUCAAGAUCUUCAACGGAUGGUUUGUGCGCCGUUCCAUACGACCUGGUGGGCACGCAGUGCGUUCACCUUCUGCCAACAAGUUACAACUUUACCGAUGCACGCACCGCGUGCGGGUCAACAGGAGGAGAUUUGAUAAUUCUAGAUGACUGCGAACAGNUGAGCAAUGAGCACUCUUCACUAG
Hyalella azteca is the source of this 795-nucleotide messenger RNA. RefSeq names its product perlucin-like protein. Gene Ontology annotation, biological process: biological process involved in interspecies interaction between organisms. NCBI's taxonomy places the organism in Eukaryota, Metazoa, Arthropoda, Malacostraca, Amphipoda, Hyalellidae. The annotation marks the transcript as partial. Gene Ontology annotation, cellular component: external side of plasma membrane. The transcript has 5 exons. Gene Ontology annotation, molecular function: carbohydrate binding. The record is from RefSeq and is a predicted model, not a curated record.